Sardina pilchardus (European sardine) is the source of this 5756-nucleotide messenger RNA. RefSeq names its product vesicle amine transport 1 (gene vat1). Gene Ontology annotation, cellular component: mitochondrial outer membrane. The coding region runs from base 263 to 1720 and encodes 485 amino acids. The record is from RefSeq and is a predicted model, not a curated record. The transcript has 6 exons. Gene Ontology annotation, molecular function: zinc ion binding; oxidoreductase activity. Lineage: Eukaryota; Metazoa; Chordata; Actinopteri; Clupeiformes; Clupeidae. Gene Ontology annotation, biological process: negative regulation of mitochondrial fusion.
AAACGCGGAGUUCUGUUGUCAACCUUCGGGUGCAGAAGGCGUCGCUCAGUGUCCGCUAUUUUCCUGUAGUCUUCUGACUAACGCACUUGGCGCUGAUUAAGGAUAGAAAUAGCCUUUCUUUCUUUAGUCUAUCUGUUUGACUAAGUUUAUCAGAGACAGAGACGCGCGUCUGAAAUUAAUUCAGAAAUACUUGAAAAAGAUAAAGAAAAUCUAACCACCUCAGUGUUCCUGCUGCUUAACAGUCCCACGUACACUUCUGAAAAUGUCUGGCGAAGACGCACCAGCUCAGCAGCAAAACGCCGAAGAGCAGAAAAACCAGGAGACUAAAAAACCCGCUGAGGAGCCGAAAGCGGAGACCAAGCCAGACUCUCCGCCCGCCAGCGCCGCCACGGAGGCUGCAGCCGCCCCAGCAGCGGCAGAGAAGGCGCCAGAGGAGGAGGCUUUCACCUACCGGUCCCUGGUCCUGACUGGGUAUGGCGGUUACGAUAAAGUUAAGCUGCAGGUGAAGAAGGGGAAGCCGGCCCUGAAAGCCGGCGAGGUAAUGGUGCGGGUGAAGAUGUGCGGGCUCAACUUCGCCGAUCUUAUGGCUCGCCAAGGGCUGUACGACCGGCUCCCGUCUCCGCCCGUAACGCCGGGGAUGGAGUGCUCUGGGAUAAUAGAGGCUGUGGGGGAAGAAGUGACGGAUAGGAAAGUGGGCGAUAAGGUGCUGGCCCUGAGCCGCAGUGGGAUGUGGCAGGAGGUGGUGGUCGUGCCCACCACACACACCUUCAUCAUGCCGGAGGGGAUGAGCUUCGAGGAGGCCGCAGCCCUGCCCGUCAACUACAUCACUGCCUACAUGAUGCUGUUCGACUUCGGACACCUGCGGCCCAACCAGAGUGUGCUCGUCCAUAUGGCUGCAGGUGGGGUGGGCAUCGCUGCCACCCAGAUGUGCCGCACGGUGAAGGACGUGACCGUCUUCGGCACGGCGUCAGCCAGCAAGCAUGAGGUCAUCACCGAGGGCGGUGUCACGCACGCCAUCGACUACCGGACAAAGGACUACGUGGAGGAGGUCCGCAAGAUCAGCCCUAAAGGGUUGGAUAUCGUGCUGGAUCCUCUUGGAGGCUCUGACACCCAUAAGGGCUACAACCUUCUGAAACCUAUGGGCAAACUCAUCAGCUACGGCGCUGCCAACAUGCUGUCAGGGCAGAAGAAGAACCUGAUCGCGGUGGCCAAGACCUGGUACCACCAGUUCUCCGUGCACAGCCUGAGCCUGAUCCAGGGCAACCGUUCGGUGUGCGGCUUCCACCUGGGCUACCUGGACACGGAGACGGAGCUCAUCGCCCAGGCCAUGGACUCCAUCCUGGGCCUGUACCGCCAGGGCAAGGUCAAGCCCCGCAUCGACUCCACCUUCCACCUCGAGCAGGUGGGGGAUGCCAUGCGCAAGAUGCAGGAGAGGAACAACAUCGGCAAGAUCGUCCUGACCACCGAGCCCAUGAAGGAGGAGGAGAAGAAGGAGGAGGCCAAGAAGGACGACAAGAAAGACGACAAGAAAAAAGACGACAAGAAGAAGGACGACAAGAAGAAGGAAGAAGGAAAAAAGGAGGAGAAGAAGAAGGAGGAGGGAAAGAAGGAAGAGAAGAAAGAGGAAAAAAAGGAGGAGAAAAAAGAAGAGAAGAAGGAGGAGAAGAAGGAGGAGAAGAAAGAGGAGAAGAAGGAGGAGGCUAAGAAAGCAGAGAAUUGAGGAAGACCCACUAAGAUGGAUAGUUAGGCAGACGAGUAGGGGUCAUUCUUUUUUCGGGGGAGGGGGUAGAGAUAUUGUAUGUGUGUUUAUGCACAUGUUUGUGUAUGAGGGCGUGUUUGUAUGUAUGUAUGUACAUGUAUGUAUGUGUGCACAACUUUGGUAUGCCUGUGUGUGCGUGUAUGUGUAUAUGUAUGUGUAUGUGCACAUGUACACAUGUGCACAUAAAUGUAUGUGUGAGCGGGUGGGUGGUUGUCUUUGUGUGUACAUGUGUGUGUAGUUGUAGGUAUGUUAGACAAGGGAGCGUGUUUUUAACAGUGCACGGUCCAGCACCCAGCCUCUCCCCCAGGCCCUGGUGACAGUAUCACUGGAGCUGAGCUGCAUGUCACACAAACCCAUCAAUAACAGUGCACCUACUAAGGGCUACACUCACAUCUACCCACAGCCCUCCUACACACAGACACACACACAUACACACACACACACACACACACACACACACACACACACACACACACACACACACACACACACACACACACACAACCAACUUCUACCCAGCAAAACUACUGUGAUUCCUUCACAGAACAUAUCUGCAGUAUAGCAGUACCCCCUUUGGAAAGUUUUCUAUUGGUAUUAUUAUGCUGUUGUAUUUCAUGCCUCUAUUUCAAUCUUAGAGCAAUAGUACAUUCAGUAUACAGUACAUGUAAUUGUGACAUUGCUAUAUCACAACUGUGUGUAGUGCCACUGGUCUAAUCCCCAAGAAUGUAUUACAUCUAAGAAGUAUUUCAACACUGUGGUAUUUGAUAUUGAUUUCCUAUCUACACUACAGUUCUAUUAGCUCCAAUAUACUGUCACUCCCAGGCAGCGUUCUAAAUGAAUGAGUGUUCGCUAGUUCACUGUCUGAUAGAGCCUCUUCAAAGUGCACGUAGGGUCAUCAAGUGCAGAUAUGUUCGUGUUUCCCCUGAAAUGUGCACACCACUCCCACAACCUGCUAAGGACUCUGGGUAAUGGCCUGGCCUGGGGUUGAUGGCUGUUGCCAUGACAACUGUGAUCCCUCUGCCUCCUGGACUGUCUGGUCUUCUCUCUCUCUCUCUCUCUCUCUCUCUCUCUCUGUCUCUCUCUCUCUCUGUACCCUCGUCUCCCUGGUGCUCUUCUCUCUCCCUCCUCAGCUGGAAGAUCCAGCUCCAGUUUCUGUCUUAAUAGCUCCUCCCAUCACCAACCUGCUACGCCCUUAUUUGGUCCAGACUCACAGACAGGGACUUAAUGCCAUUUUCCACCCACCUGUUAGCUCAUCCGCUAAAUGAAAUCUGCCGUCGUGAUAUCAUAGUGACGUGUGUAUCUGAAGAUGGGGUGGCCUUAUAGUUUCUGAAGGCGACUACAUUACCCAUGAUUCUGUGUUCUGCAGUGCCCUGGAAUUGCCUGACCAUAAAUCUGAUUACUGUCCUGUUAAAUUUAACAAGAGGAAACACAUUUUAAUGAGGCGACUGUUGGCAAGCAGUGCCAAUUAAGGGUGAAUUCUGUUAAAUUGUCCUUCUUCCUCUCUCUCCCUCUCUUCCUCUCUCUCUCUCUCUCCCUCUCUUUCUGUCUCUCCUUGUGUGUGUCUAUAUGUGUGUCUAUGUAUGUGUGUGUGAGUGUGUGUCUAUGUGUGUGUGUGUGAGUGUGUGUCUGUGUGUGUUUUUCUCUUUCUUUUCACUCCCUCACACAAACACACGUCAUAAGUGUGGCAUUGUGUGUCUGGAACAUUCCGAGUUGUGACGGAGAAUAGAAUGCUCCAAACCCCCACCCCACUCCCCACUCCCCCGUCCCCUCCUCGGGAGUUCAAGGGAGGAAUUUUGGUGACCCGUUUCUCUCCUUUGACCAGGAGGAACCUGCCGUUCGCUCUGACCUGGCCUGAGUCAUUUCGACUCAAAGAGAAAAACGAGCGAAACUCUCUCACUUCCUUCCCUCCCGCUGCCGCCACUCUGCUCCUUAGCCUCGUGCCUGGCUCUCCGGUCGGCAUAGCAACAGGCUUCUGACUAGUCAAGAGAUGUCGGGGAGGCUGUAUGGCUCUCUCUCUCCCUCUCUCUCUCUCUCUCUCUCUCUCUCUCUCUCUCUCUCUCUCCCCCUCUCUUUAUGCCAGCCCCUCUGUGUAGAAUAGGUGACCCUUUACCCCCCCCCCCCACUCUCCCAGUUCUUGUGUCAUCACACACAUAUCGCUGUUCACAAUCGUAUAAUAUCUCAAUUAUGCAUCAGUAUAUGCAUCUUUGUAUAGUGAUAUCCUUAUUGGCAACAAAAGCACAUUGCAGUAGUCUCUCUUUCUCUCUUUCUCUCGCUCUCUCUCUCCUGCUCAAGUAUCUCCUCUUUCUUCUACCCAUUUGUCUGUGAGUCUGGUGUAUCUAGCCUUCACUGAGUUGUGCUUUUUUCUUUUCUUUUUUUAAGCUAAUAUGUUUGGUUGAGAGACCUCCCUAGUCUAUAUGGGGUGUAUGUAUGUAUGUAUGUGUGCGUGUGUGUGUGUGUGUGUGUGUGUGUGUGUGUGUGUGUGUGUGUGAGACCCAUGUGUGUGGGCGCAUAUGUGUGUGUUGUCAUGUGUGAAGGUAUGUGUAUGUCCUCAGGUCAUCUGUCAGGUUCAGAAGGAAAGAAGAAAAAAACCUUUUCCCUCUGAUCUCCCUGCCCCCUUCUCUACCUCCCUCACACGAUCUCCCAUGCUUCUCUGCUUCACCCUUUCUUGCCUCCCUCACACACACACAUAUGCCACACACACACACACACACACAUCCACUCACACAAACCUCUCCCUCCCACACACACACACACUCACACACUCUUGCAAUCUCUCCCGUCCUCUCGGUGGCUCACUCUCUUUCUGUGAUAAGUGACCUGUAUUGGUUUUGUAUUAUUUGCACUCUGCUUGUUGAUCUUAAUGCACUUACAACGAUGGCAGUUCCUCUCCUUUCCCAGUGGGCCACAGUAUCCGCCCAGGGUUUUGCAUGUUACCCUCCGUUGCUGACACAACUACACACACACACACACACACACACACACACACACACGCCUGCGUCAGGUGCCACGCACACAUACACAGAAUCAAUCUCUCACACUAGUGCACUCGCAUACACACACAUUUAUAGAAAAACACAGAACAUUUGUGUUGCAGUGCUCUGCUUUGACUGGAUUUGGUGUGCCAGACAAGGCCACCCUAUUAGAUAUGGUCAAAGAAACGUUUUAGCCACUCGUUCUGCCGGUGGCGUCCAUCGCAGCUGACCACGAUUAAUACACAGAGCAGAAUCAUUCAGAGCACAUGAGACACUGCCUGCCACACACAACUGGCCAAUAGGCCUGGCCCUGGUCCGACACCAAUCCACACCAGGCCAGAGUCAGAUCUCACACAAAGUUACACGCUAUCUGGACAAACACACACACACACACACACACACACACACACACACACUUGCACACACACACACUGCCUCUUUCAUUCCAAUAACGCUGAGUUUCAUCUGUUUGGUUGAAGUUCAGCGGUGCACUGGUAGAGGCGUGGUUCUGCCGUCCUGGUAAUGGAGAAUCAUGGUGUUCUGUCGUUAGAACCAGAACUGAACCCAUCUUCCGCGCUGGUCUGGGUGCUGGUUCUCACUAGCUCUGUUCUGUUGGUUGAGCUCGUUCCUUAUGUGUUCCUGAUCCUGUGGACGACACCUCAGAGUUGGCUGGGGCGUCACCUGACCUAACAAAAUACUCUUGUGAAGGAAGUCAUACGAUUAGUCUGUUUAUGUUUUUAUCCAUCUGUUUCCUGUUUUUUCUUAUCUAUUUGUUUCAAUGUUUGACGAGAGUUUGAGCUCAAAGGUCAGCCUCUUCGAGUGAAAAAAGAGAAAAAAUGAAAAUCUUGUUGUCAUUGUUUUUGCAUCCUGACCGAAUGUGCCAAACUGUGUUUGAACCACCUUUAACCAUGCCAAGCAAACCCUGCUACUGUGCUUUCUGUUAACAAACAAAUAAUGAUAAAGAAUGAAAUGUUUUCUGGAUACAUUUCCUAUGACCUUGCUCCCAAAAAAAGAGAAAAAGAAAA